UUUGCUUAUGGAGUCCCAGACUUGGAACUGAAGAACAUUGCCUGUAGUGAGGUCCUCUUGCAGCGUUUCAUCAUCUUCAGCCAGCACUGGGGGGCACAGACCGUGCGUGACACCCUGUGUCCCCUCUCCCAGGUCACCCUACAGUGGAUAGAAGACACUCUGUAUGCCAACGUGGACUUCUUCAAACUCUUCCGUGUGCUCCCCACACUCCUAGACAGCAGUUCUCAAGGUAUCAACUUGAGAUUUUGGGGAGGAAUAUUAUCUGAUAUGUCACCAAGAAUACAAAAGGCCAACUCAACUUUUGAAGAACUGGAUCGAGUUAGGAAGCUGGUCAAAGCCUGGGGAGAAGUGGGACCCCAGAUCUGGUACUUCUUUGAGAAGAGCACACAGAUGACCAUGAUCAGAGAUACCCUGGGGCACCCAACAGUAAAAGACUUUAUUAAUAGGCAGCUUGGAGAAGAAGGUAUUACUACUGAAGCCAUAUUAAACUUCUUCCCUAACGGUCCCCGAGAGAACCAGGCUGAUGACAUGACCAACUUUGACUGGAGGGAUAUAUUUAACAUCACAGACCACUUCCUACACCUGGCUAAUCAAUACCUGGAGUGUCUGGUCCUGGAUAAGUUUGAAAGCUAUGGUGAUGAAGUUCAGCUCAUCCAACGAGCCCUGUCUCUCCUGGAAGAGAACAGGUUCUGGGCUGGAGUGGUGUUCCCUGACAUGUAUCCCUGGACCAGCUCCCUGCCUCCCCACGUGAAGUACAAGAUUCGGAUGGACAUAGAUGUGGUGGAGAAGACCAAUAAGAUCAAAGACAGGUACUGGGAUUCUGGUCCUAGGGCAGACCCCGUCGAAGACCUCCGGUAUAUCUGGGGAGGCUUUGCCUAUCUACAGGACAUGGUUGAGCAAGGAAUCAUAAGGAGCCAGACCCAGGCAGAGGUUCCCAUUGGCGUCUAUCUCCAGCAGAUGCCUUAUCCCUGCUUCGUGGAUGACUCUUUUAUGAUCGUCCUGAACCGCUGCUUUCCUAUCUUCAUGGUGCUGGCGUGGAUCUACUCCGUCUCCAUGACCGUUAAGGGCAUUGUCUUGGAGAAGGAACUGAGGCUGAAGGAGACUUUGAAGAACCAGGGUGUCUCUAAUGCUGUGAUUUGGUGUACCUGGUUCCUGGACAGCUUCUCCAUCAUGUCAAUGAGUAUCUUCCUCCUGACGCUGUUCAUCAUGCACGGGAGAAUUCUGCACUACAGCGAUCCCUUCAUCCUCUUCCUGUUUCUGCUGGCCUUCUCCACAGCGACCAUCAUGCAGUGCUUCCUGCUUAGCACUUUCUUCUCCAAGGCCAGCCUUGCAGCAGCCUGCAGUGGGGUCAUCUACUUCACCCUCUACCUACCACACAUUCUGUGCUUUGCCUGGCAGGACCGGAUGACGGCUGACCUGAAGAUGAUUGUGAGCCUGCUUUCUCCUGUGGCAUUUGGCUUCGGCACUGAGUACCUGGUCCGCUUUGAAGAGCAAGGCCUGGGGCUGCAGUGGGACAACAUUGGGAAGAGUCCCAUGGAAGGGGAUGAGUUCAGUUUCCUGCUGUCCAUGAAGAUGUUGCUGCUUGAUGCUGCUCUGUAUGGCUUGCUUGCCUGGUAUCUUGACCAGGUUUUUCCAGGAGACUAUGGGACACCACUUCCCUGGUACUUCCUUCUACAGGAGUCUUACUGGCUUGGAGGUGAAGGUUGUUCAACCAGAGAAGAGAGGGCCCUGGAAAGGACUGAACCUUUAACUGAGGAGAUGGAGGAUCCGGAGCACCCGGAAGGAAUGAGUGACUCCUUCUUUGAAGUGGAGCUUCCGGGGUUGGUGCCUGGAGUGUGUGUGAAGAACCUGGUAAAGGUUUUUGAGCCCUGUAGCAGGCCCGCUGUGGACCGCCUUAACAUCACUUUCUAUGAGAACCAGAUGUCCAUCCUGACAGGUCUGUUACCACCAACAUCUGGGACUGUGCUCAUUGCGGGGAAAGACAUUGAAACGAGCCUGGAUGCAGUACGCCAGAGUCUGGGCAUGUGUCCCCAGCACAACAUCCUGUUCCACCAUCUCACCGUGGCUGAGCAUAUCCUGUUCUAUGCCCAGCUGAAAGGGAAGUCCUGGGAGGAGGCCCAGCUGGAGAUGGAAGCCAUGUUAGAAGACACUGGCCUCCACCACAAGAGAAAUGAGGAAGCUCAGGACCUUUCAGGAGGCAUGCAGAGGAAGCUGUCUGUUGCCAUUGCUUUUGUGGGAGAUUCCAAAGUGGUGGUCCUGGAUGAACCCACCUCUGGGGUGGAUCCCUACUCCAGGCGCUCCAUCUGGGACCUGCUCCUGAAGUAUCGCUCAGGCAGAACCAUCAUCAUGUCCACUCACCACAUGGAUGAGGCUGAUCUCCUUGGCGAUCGAAUCGCCAUCAUUUCCCAGGGAAGGCUCUACUGCUCUGGAACACCACUGUUCCUCAAGAACUGCUUUGGCACAGGCUUCUACUUGACCUUGGUUCGCAAGAUGAAAAGCAUCCAGAGCCAAAGAGGUGGCUGUGAGGGGGCCUGCAGCUGUACAUCAAAGGGUUUCUCCACCAGGUGUCCAGCCCGGGUUGAUGAGAUAACUGAAGAACAAGUGUUGGAUG
Molecule: messenger RNA, 2611 nt
Organism: Cricetulus griseus (Chinese hamster)
Lineage: Eukaryota; Metazoa; Chordata; Mammalia; Rodentia; Cricetidae
Source: RefSeq, a predicted model, not a curated record